AUGCUGAAGAGCGAAUCGAGGAGCCUGGAGAACGACGUCAAGCCCCAGAAGCACUGGCAGUACCCCGAGAAAUGUGGGCACCAUAUUGUCAGAGCACCCCAACCUAUCCAGCUCCCAGCCCCCCUGCCCCUGCUCCCCGAAGCGGAGAGGCCGCUGAGCCAGCAGCCCUGGUUCCAUGGGGCUCUGUCCCGACAGGAUGCCGAGUGGCUGCUGCAGAAGGAGGGCGACUUCCUGGUGAGGGAGGGAGGAGGCAGAAGCCGAGGGGAGGUGGUGGUGGUGGUGUCAGCCAGAAGUGCGGGCCAGGGCCGACACUUCAUCAUCCAGAGCAUCGGAGUGAGUCAGACUCCCUGGGAGAGGCUGGGAGCUUGUGGACUCUCCUCUCUCUCUCAGAGCCUGUUCUGUUUCGAGCCGCAGGGCAGUUGGUUUUACUCCGUGCCCCUGUUGAUCGAGCACCACGUUAGGAAGAAGAAGCACCUCACAAAGAAGUCCAGGGUCACGAUCCGAGCGCCGGUACUCAGGGUGAAAUGGGGGAUGGAACAUGAAGAUAUCGUGAUGGGGGGACUGAUCGGCAGUGGUAACUUCAGCGAGGUGUUCAGCGGGCGGCUGGCGUCUGAUAACACCCCCGUCGCUGUGAAGCUGUGCAGAGAGGGCAUGCCCAGCGAGAUCAAGAGCAGAUUCAUGGAGGAGGCGCGGAUCCUCCAGCAGUAUGAUCACCCCAACAUCGUGCGUCUCAUUGGGGUGUGCGCCCUGAAACACCCCGUCUGUAUCGUCAUGGAGCUCAUCACAGGGGGUGAUUUCCUCUCGUUCCUGCGGUUUCAGGGAGGCAGUCUCUACAUCAAGGAUGUUCUUAAGUUUGCAGAGCAGGCUGCAGCGGGCAUGGCUUACCUGGAAAGCAAGAGCUGCAUCCACCGAGACCUGGCUGCGCGGAACUGCCUGGUGUCGGAGAACAGCAGCGUUCUGAAGAUCAGCGAUUUCGGGAUGUCCCGCGAGGUGGAGGAUGGGGUGUAUUCUGCUACCAAGGGAGGCAUGAAGCACGUCCCAAUCAAGUGGACCGCUCCAGAGGCUCUCAAAUUUGGCCGCUACACCACGGAGAGUGACGUGUGGAGCUACGGAAUCCUCCUCUGGGAGACGUUCAGCCUGGGGGCCACGCCCUACACUGGCAUGACCAAUCAGCAAGCCCGAGAAAAGGUCAACAGAGGUUUCCGGAUGAGGGCACCCCGCUUCUGUCCCCCGGAGGUGUACGACGUGAUGCUGAGGUGCUGGGAUGCACGCCCUGCAUACCGGCCAAGUUUCUUCGAUAUCCACUGCGAGAUUGCCGUUCUGCUUCGGAAGAUGAAGUCCAGUGAGCGGGAGAGUGACUCUCUGUCUGUGCAGGGCUCGCUCAAAUAAACCACAGCUGCUUUAUUUACUUAAAAAAUACAAAGAGAUGUGUGGUGGUGGUGAUGAUGUUUUUUCUUCAGUUUUCCGUGGCUAUGAAGAGUCCGACUCCUAUUCCAAAGCAGUUUCCCCCAUUCCAGGUUUUGAUUGGAGCUUGAUCAACCACAGUCUGCAUAGGCAACAAGCUCAGGUGUGUCUUAUUAAACGUGUAGUAAAACCAGGAAUGGAUCAAACUGCUCUGCAACG
Polyodon spathula (Mississippi paddlefish) is the source of this 1623-nucleotide messenger RNA. RefSeq names its product tyrosine-protein kinase Fer-like. Bases 1 to 1389 code for a protein of 462 amino acids. Gene Ontology annotation, molecular function: ATP binding; protein tyrosine kinase activity. Gene Ontology annotation, biological process: chemotaxis; cell adhesion; regulation of mast cell degranulation. The transcript has 10 exons. The record is from RefSeq and is a predicted model, not a curated record. Lineage: Eukaryota; Metazoa; Chordata; Actinopteri; Acipenseriformes; Polyodontidae.